AUGGAUUUAGAAUUUUCAACAAAUAUAUUAGAUACACCAUCAUUAAUAACACCAAAUAUUAGUUUAAAUCCACUUAUAUAUAAAAUUUCACAUACACCUACAAUAGUUGAUGUAAACAACGAGGAUAAUCAUGAUUUAAGUACUAACCCACCUUCUAUAAUAACAACAACAAUAACAAAUAAUGAAUCAUUAUCUACAUCGUCCAAUGACAUAAAAUUAUCGAAAAUAGAAGAUGACCUUAAACGAACUUUUACUCAGCCACGUAAACCAACUGAAUCACUUUUUCAAAAAAUGGCAAAAGCUGGAGUCUUGUCAAUGGAAAACGUUUCUAUACCUUCUAACAUUGACGACGGUAUACCUGUUGACGUACCAUCUACAGCAGAGGUUAUGAAUGAUCUAGAAUCAUUUUCCAAAUAUUCAACACAAGAUAAUAUAGAACGCGAAACGGCGUCACUACUAACUAGUGAUAAUAAUAAUCAUUUUGAUACAUCAUCAUCAUCAUCAUUACAUACUAUGGGUGUUGUUGUUGCACCAAAAAAGAAAUUACUUCAAAGAACUCAAUCUCGUACUGAACCAACAUCACCAACAUCAAUUACAAAUAAUCAUUUUUCUCAAUCACACAAAACUGAUCUUAAUGAUAUAAGUUCAAUCGAUGAUGAUCAUCAAUUAUCUAAUAAUAAUGAUUUUCAACGUCUACAUGAUAUGCCUCUAUUAAUACAUACUAUUGAUUCACAUCCACAAUUAGAUAAUAAUUUAAAACCACCUUAUACAAUACAAUUAAAAACAGAUCAAAAUGGAGUACAUCCAACAAUUAUUAAACAACAACCAAUGACACCCACUAAUAAACGAACAUUUCAACAGACUAUUGUUGGUGGAUCAAUACCAAAAGCUAAUUCAAUUCUUAUUUCUCAACAACCAAUUAUAAAUGAAGCUACAUCAAGUAAUCAAUUAUUAAAUAUAAAACGACAAAAAACGAUUCCAAUACAAACCAAUACUCUAAAUAUAAAUUCAUCAUUUCCAUCAUCAUCAUCAACAACAACAACACCAACAACACCACCAUAUGAUAAUAAUAAUAAUGUUGGAUCGGAUGAUCAACGUAAAAAACAAAUACGUGAUAGUAAUCGUGAAGCAGCAAGACGUUGUCGUGAACGUCGUCGACAUUAUAUUGAACAACUUGAAGGAAAUUUAGAACAAUGUAAACAACAAAUCAAACAAUUAAAUGAAAAAUUAUCUCAUGCUGAACGUGAAAAUACACAAUUACGUGCUAUUUUAACUGAAACAAAAAGAUUUCAUUCAACAUCAUGUUUACCAUCAAAUGAAUCAAUGUUAGAUUUUGUUAAUGUUAUAACAACGAAUGGAAUUGAAAUUAAUUCAGAUUCAACUGAUGGAAAUAUAAUACCAAGAAAUUAUUUUCCUAGAAAUACACAUUAA
Messenger RNA from Rotaria sordida, 1431 nucleotides. The record is from the annotation of a GenBank genome assembly. NCBI's taxonomy places the organism in Eukaryota, Metazoa, Rotifera, Eurotatoria, Philodinida, Philodinidae.